CCCAGCUAGGCGCACCCAUCUCCGUCUUCCAUCCAUCCCCCCCCACAAGAAAGGAGCCGGGACACUUGCGCCGUGGUUCCUUACCACACCUUGCCCUGCCUCCACCAUCUCUCUCGUAUUUCUCACUCCGCAACCCAAGAUGCCCACCGUCUGUCUGACUUAUGCGUUCGAAACCUCUCCCUUCGGAGAAACACGCCGAUCCCUUCCCCAAGCCGUCGUGUCGUGGAGCGUCGCGGGGCCAAUCUCCGGACUCUCUGCAGCCUUGCCCAAGAUGUUGCGCUGACCAAACCAGCCCGGGCUACAACUUGGACAUUGGGCAACAUGCAAGUCGUUCACUCACUCACUCUCUGCCCCGCUCCCCGGGCUUCUCCCCCCUUCCCUGUUCUACUCGUCCGGUCCGAAGGGGAGGUACGGACGGGCGCAAACACACACACACACACACACACACACGAGUGAGUAGAUAGAUGACGAUCAGUGGGAAGAGGAAACAACAUAAACAAAUGCUUGAUUGGCCGGUCUCUUGCUCCGUCCGCUUUUGCACAUCGCCGAGGCCCAGCCCGACCUAGAUCAACACCUUCAUCCACCUCCUCCAGAGACAAGCUCAUCUCAAAUCACGAGUUUUCCGCGACUCGGUCGAUGGGACCCACUUACCCCCCCUCCUCCGGGAGUCCCUUGGGCCGGUCACUUCGAUUCUCUGGC
Molecule: messenger RNA, 699 nt
Organism: Colletotrichum destructivum
Lineage: Eukaryota; Fungi; Ascomycota; Sordariomycetes; Glomerellales; Glomerellaceae
Exons: 1
Coding region: 162-464 (100 amino acids)
Source: RefSeq, a predicted model, not a curated record